AUGAUUAGACAAUAAUUACCAAAUACAAACGAAAAUGAUACAGUACCCGAAUCGAAAAAAAAUUCUCCAACUGAACAAGUCCUAAAGCCACUGCGUUUGGGUUGCUCUCAGUGACGUCUUGACGUCAAUAUCUGGCCGGCCCGAAGACAAAAAACAGAGAGGGUGGCCUGGCGACAAAUCACAAAUGAGAGCAUCUGUGGAAAAUGGUAUCUCGGCGGCGUAAGCGCUCCCGUCUGCACGUGCCUGGCUUAUUCGGCGUCGUGGCGGGCCAGCUCUGAUCCACUGCAAAGAUAAGACCCGAUCGAGUGUAAUCUCCCAGGUCAUCAAGCGUGCAAGAUCGUAACUUUUGCGGUAAAAAAUGGCGAGGCCACACGUUGUGGUUGUACCGUACCCAUGCUCCGGCAACAUCAACCCAGCGUUGCAGAUCGCCAAGCUGCUGCACCGCCACGGCGUGUACGUCACCUUCGUCAACACCGAGCACAACCACCGCCGCGUGCAGGCCACCGAGGGCGCCGGAGCUGUGCGCGGCCGGGACGGCUUCCGCUUCGAGGCCAUCCCGGACGGCCUGCCCGACGCCGACCGCGGCAGGCAGGACUACGGCCGCGGCCUGGCCGUGUCCACGAGCACCCGCUGCGCGGCGCCGCUCAGGGACCUCCUCGCGCGGCUCAACUGCACGCCCGGCGUGCCGCCGGUCACCUGCGUGCUGCCCACCAUGCUGAUGAGCUUCGCCCUGGACGUCGCGCGGGAGCUCCGUAUCCCGACCAUGUCGUUCUGGACGGCCAGCGCCGCCUCGCUGAUGACGCACAUGAGGCUCCGCGAGCUCCAGGAAAAAGGAUACGUCCCACUCAAGGAUGAGAGUUUCUUGACGAACGGCUACCUGGAGACGACGGUCAUCGACUGGAUCCCCGGCAUGCCGCCGACGCGGCUCGGCGACUUCUCGAGCUUCCUCCGCACCACCGACCCGGACGACUUCGGUCUCCGCUUCAACGAGUCGGAGGCGAACAGGUGCGCCGAGGCCGGCGCCGUGAUCCUCAACACCUUCGACGGCCUCGAGGCCGACGUCCUCGCCGCGCUACGCGCCGAGUAUCCGCGCGUGUACACCGUCGGCACCCUGGGCUUGCUCCUCCGCCAGCACCAGCAGGACGACGGCGCCGCCGCCGCCACCGCCAGCGACACCGAGUCCACGACGACCGGCGGCCUGAGCCUGUGGAAGCAGGACGCCGAGUGCCUGGCCUGGCUGGACACGCAGGACCGGGGCUCCGUCGUGUACGUCAACUUCGGCAGCCACACGGUGGUGACGCCGGAGCAGCUGACCGAGUUCGCGUGGGGUCUCGCGGCGAGCGGCCACCGGUUCCUAUGGUCCAUGAGAGACAACUUCGUCCUCGGCGGCGGCGGCCUGGACGCGAUGCCGCCGGCGUUCAAGGCCGAGGCGGCGGCGGGGCGGUGCCACGUGACGGCGUGGUGUCCCCAGGAGCAGGUGCUGCGGCACCCGGCCGUGGGCUGCUUCCUGACCCACAGCGGGUGGAACUCGACGUGCGAGAGCGUGGCCGCCGGCGUGCCCAUGGUGUGCUGGCCGGGCUUCUCGGACCAGUACACCAACUGCAAGUACGCCUGCGAGGUGUGGGGCGUCGGCGUCCGGCUGGAGCCGGAGGUGGAGAGGGAGCAGGUCGCCAUGCGCGUCAGGAAGGUGAUGGCGAGCGAGGAGAUGCGGAAGAGCGCGGCCAGGUGGAAGGAGGCGGCGGAGGCUGCUGCCGGCCCCGGCGGCUCGUCGCGCGAGAACCUGCUGAGCAUGGUGAGAGCGCUCAGCCGCCCACCCAAUGCAACUCAUCAGACGCUCGAUCAAGAGCUCAAAGACCAGUAGUUACAAUUGACCGGAAUCAUGAAGCCCCAAUUGUUGAUGAUCGAUGGGCAUCAAAAAUUUGACUCGCCUAAUAAAGCAAUCGUUGAUUGAUUUUCCACGUUGUUGGAGUUGGUCGUGAUCGAGGAGCGUUCUAGCUGGACACCGCAGUUGGUCAGAGCGCAUGCUGCACCUCCACAGCGGCGAGCAUUCGUGCCAUGACGGCGUGGGCUCCGGCGACGCGGCCAUGGAUGGCGGGCUGCGGCCGACGGUGAGUCCGUGUUUAUAACGUGUGUUUCCUUCUUUGACCUCCCACUUCUUUUGUCUAUCUUUGGCUCGGCUGUUGAUUACCCUCCCUGUCGCUUUCAGUGCGGCAGCAUCACCACAGAGGACACAUCAGGUGCUCGUCAUUCUGAAUUAGCGUCUUGUGUAUAACAUUCUGCACAACAAAACUUGUAACCACAAUUUGUUUUUAAAUAUAUUUUUAAGUGAUUUA
Messenger RNA from Sorghum bicolor (sorghum), 2333 nucleotides. RefSeq names its product 7-deoxyloganetin glucosyltransferase. Bases 359 to 1861 code for a protein of 500 amino acids. NCBI's taxonomy places the organism in Eukaryota, Viridiplantae, Streptophyta, Magnoliopsida, Poales, Poaceae. Gene Ontology annotation, molecular function: UDP-glycosyltransferase activity. The transcript has 2 exons. The record is from RefSeq and is a predicted model, not a curated record.